AUGGUCACUGACCUUGGCCUUCAUCUCUACCGAGGAAACCUAGAAGGUCUUGAUGGCAUGGAGCCCGAUGACCUGGAAGUCAGGAAGCGUCUUUACAUGUCGGCAUUUAUGUGGGAUAAGUGUGUCAAGUCUACCCGCAGAGAUGAAAACAUGCUGAUCAUUCCUCAAAGAUCUAUAAGCCUCUGUCUAGGGCGUCCACCCUCUUUGACCGAGCUGCCAUACUCGCCAGAUGGCCUUUGUAACCUCCACCGCGAAAAUAUUGGCCUGCGGUUUGGUAUCUUCCUCGCUGGGUCCGCUUUGGCCAAUGCGUACAGUGGAGCCUUGGCCUAUGGGCUUGGGCAUGUCCAUUCCAGUAUCUCGAACUGGCGGUUUUUGUUCAUUAUCGAGGGCGUGCCCACAGUGCUCCUGGCGGCUGUGACUUGGUUUUGGCUGCCGGACUCUCCGUCCAUGGCUCGAUUCCUGUCGUCUCGCGAGCGCGAGAUUGCACAAGAAUAUGCGAAUAAUCAACCGGGCGACUACAAGCACGAGGGACUCCAGCUUGACCAGCUGGGAGAGGCAUCCAAGGACUACCAGAGUAAGUAG
Messenger RNA from Penicillium alfredii, 582 nucleotides. Its product is annotated as MFS general substrate transporter. Gene Ontology annotation, cellular component: membrane. Bases 1 to 582 code for a protein of 193 amino acids. The transcript is spliced from 2 exons. Gene Ontology annotation, molecular function: transmembrane transporter activity. The record is from RefSeq and is a predicted model, not a curated record. NCBI's taxonomy places the organism in Eukaryota, Fungi, Ascomycota, Eurotiomycetes, Eurotiales, Aspergillaceae.